Molecule: messenger RNA, 2300 nt
Organism: Tripterygium wilfordii
Lineage: Eukaryota; Viridiplantae; Streptophyta; Magnoliopsida; Celastrales; Celastraceae
Product: beta-glucosidase BoGH3B-like
Exons: 9
Coding region: 138-1976 (612 amino acids)
Biological process (GO): glucan catabolic process
Molecular function (GO): beta-glucosidase activity
Source: RefSeq, a predicted model, not a curated record
CCGCACUAUUUGAUACCUGAUUGGAUGAUUAGUCCAUUCAUGCUGUGUGACUGUUAAGACAACCAUUUCAGUCUCGCAGGCUCCGAUAUCGGAACUUUUCGUUGUAGUUGGACGAGAGAAUUAGCGAAGCCGAAAACAUGGAUUGCCUCUACAAGAACCCAAAUACACCCACUGAAGCUCGAGUGAAAGACCUCCUCUCCCGUAUGACCUUGAAAGAGAAAGUCGGUCAGAUGACCCAGAUCGAGCGCAGCAUCGCCACUCCCGCUGCCAUUACAGAUUUUUGCGUCGGAAGUGUACUCAACGGCGGAGGUAGUACGCCUUUUGAGAAGGGCGUGACCUCAGAAUGGGCUGAUAUGAUUGAUGGAUUCCAAAAGUGGGCACUUGAGUCUCGGCUUGGGAUACCCAUUAUAUAUGGUAUUGAUGCGGUCCAUGGUAACAGUGGUGUCUACGGCGCCACUAUAUUUCCUCACAAUGCUGGCAUUGGAGCCACUGGAGAUGCAGACUUGGCAAAAAGAAUAGGAGCUGCGACCGCUCUUGAAGUAAGGGCAUGCGGCAUUCAAUUUGCUUUUGCUCCUUGUGUGGCUGUAUGCAGAGAUCCCAGAUGGGGAAGAUGCUAUGAAAGCUACAGCGAAGACACUGACAUUGUCAGAAAGAUGACUUCCAUUGUAACAGGUUUGCAGGGACAGCCAUCCAAGGGACACCAAAAAGGCUACCCUUUUGUAGCUGGAAGAGAAAAUGUCAUUGCAUGUGCCAAGCAUUUUGUUGGAGAUGGUGGUACUGAUGGAGGAAUAAAUGAGGGAAACACAAUAUCAUCAUAUGAAGAUUUGGAGAAGAUCCAUCUGGCUCCUUUUCAGGACUGUUUAUCUCAGGGUGUUUCCACUGUUAUGGCGUCAUAUUCUAGCUGGAAUGGACGUAAACUGCAUGCCAAUCAUUUUCUCUUGACAGAAGUUCUGAAAGAUAAGCUUGGUUUUAAGGCAAAUACUCUGCUGCAGGGUUUUGUGAUUUCUGACUGGGAAGGACUUGACCGACUAGGCGAGCCUUAUGGUUCGGACUAUCGCUACUGGAUUUCCAGAACCAUAAAUGCUGGCAUUGAUAUGGUGAUGGUGCCUUUUAGGUAUGAACAAUUCCUUGAGGACUUGAUGUUUCUGGUGCAAUCAGGGGAGAUAGCAAUGGCCAGGAUUGAUGAUGCUGUUGAACGUAUACUGAGAGUGAAGUUUUUGUCAGGUGUCUUCGAAUAUCCCUUCGCUGAUAGAUCUUUGCUGGAUAUAGUAGGUUGCAAGCUGCAUCGAGAACUAGCACGUGAAGCAGUCCGCAAGUCAUUGGUUCUCUUGAAAAAUGAAAGGAAUCCAAAUAAAUCAUUUCUUCCGUUGGAUAGAAAUGCCAAAAGAAUUCUUGUUGCUGGCACACAUGCUGAUGACCUUGGCUAUCAAUGUGGAGGGUGGACAAUCUUUUGGCAGGGAAACAGCGGCAAGAUAACGAUUGGUACAACCAUCUUGGACGCUAUUAAAGAAGCAGUGGGAGAUGAAACUGAAGUCAUUUAUGAGAAAUAUCCAUCACAAGACACCUUAGCAAGUCCGGAUUUUUCUUAUGCUAUUGUAGUUGUUGGUGAAAGUCCAUAUGCAGAAUCUUUAGGGGACAAUUCAGAGCUUGUUAUCCCCUUUAAUGGAACUGAACUCGUAAGCUUGGUGGCUGAUAAAAUCCCCACAUUGGCAAUACUGAUAUCUGGAAGAGCCUUAGUUCUGGAGCCUUGGCUUUUGGAAAAAGUAGAUGCUUUCAUUGCUGCUUGGUUGCCUGGCAGUGAAGGAGCAGGAAUUACAGAUGUUAUAUUUGGAGAUUACGAUUUUGAGGGUAGGUUACCUGUAACAUGGUUUAAAAAGAUUGAACAACUGCCAGUACAUGCCGGGCAAAAUUCAUUUGAUCCUUUAUUGCCCCUUGGUUUUGGCUUGACAUGCAAUAAGGAAAAAUCUUUAGAAUAAAUCGUCCGGAAUAUUAAGGCUGGUUUGGUGUCAAGUUGACAACAAACCAGCCUUAAUCUUCCGGACUAUUUAUUCUAAAGAUUCCAAUUAAUAUCAUUCUGUUGGUGUGGUAUGUGGUGUGAAUGUGAUGAUAUGAUGGCAUGAUAAUAGGUGUUAACGAGAUUGACAAGAUCAGUUACCAAAUCUUUAGAGCAAUUACUGGCAGAGAUGUGUUCAUAUUUAGUUUCCUUAUUGUUAGCUAAAUUCCUUACAAGAAAAGGAAACUCCUUUGUAUAAAUAUGUACGUUUGUAAUACCAGAGAUACACAAGUUAUUUUGUGAUCAA